Naegleria gruberi is the source of this 1035-nucleotide messenger RNA. RefSeq lists its product as uncharacterized. The coding region runs from base 1 to 1035 and encodes 344 amino acids. NCBI's taxonomy places the organism in Eukaryota, Heterolobosea, Eutetramitea, Acrasida, Naegleriidae. Gene Ontology annotation, molecular function: protein binding. The record is from RefSeq and is a predicted model, not a curated record. The transcript has a single exon.
AUGCAGUUUUGUGAUUUUGAUGAGAUGAAUUCCGUCAUGAUGGUAUCCAGUGAAUGGUUUAGAACUUCACUCAAUUUUAAAUUUGACAAACAAUUUGGCUCAUACGGUUAUGAGAAAGAUAUUGAUGAAAGUAAUAGAAAAUUUAAGGAAUUAUCGGAUCUUACCUCAUCACUAUUAAUCAACUCACUCUAUAUUCAUGGUCGUGUAUCUGAUGAGAUGAUUACAAUUUUUUCAAAAUCACAAAAUUUGAUAAAUUUAACUAAAUUGAACAUUAGAGAUUGGGAUGAUAAAAUUAAUGUAGAACCCUUGUUUAGUGGAAUGGUAUUGAAGAAUUUAACCGAGUUAGAUAUUGAUAGAGUGAGAAUUGGAGAUGAAGGAUUCAAAGCAUUGAGCAAGAGUUCAUACAUUAAGAAUUUGACAUAUUUAAGAGCUUUUUGGGCUGGACAUUCAUAUUUGGCUGCUAAAUAUGUUGCAGAAAGUGAAAACUUUUCAAAUUUAACAUUUCUUGAUCUGAGUAAUUUGUAUGAAAACCCUGUUGAAGGAGUGAGAUGUAUGUGUCAAAGUCCAUUUCUAUCAAAUUUGAAACAUAUUGGACUUUCUCAUUUUGCCAAUGAUGAUGUUAUGAAAUUAUUAGAAGAAAGUAAUUAUUUGACUAAAUUAGAAACCAUAAUGUUGGAUAGAGGAGAUUUUACACUUGAACCAUUCAAACUAUUCCUCAACAGUAAUAAUGCAAAGAAUUUAACUGAUCUAUACUUUGAAUAUACUGAAUUGGGUGUUGAAGGUGUAAAGAUUAUUGCAGAAUGCCCAAACAUGAUAAAUUUGAAAUGUUUAGACAUUACCCACGCAUAUGUUGGAGAUGAGGGUGCAAGAUACAUUAUAGAGAGCAAGUAUUUGAAGAAUUUGACGCAGCUUGAGUAUUAUCCAAACGAUCCUUAUUAUGAAUAUUAUGAAGGAGAAAAUUUUAGUGAGGAAAUGAGGCUGUCUAUUGAGAGAUUUCUUACAUCAAACAUUAAUAGACAUUAUGAACAAAAUUAA